Messenger RNA from Patella vulgata (common limpet), 1656 nucleotides. RefSeq names its product sialate O-acetylesterase. Gene Ontology annotation, molecular function: sialate O-acetylesterase activity. The coding region runs from base 27 to 1631 and encodes 534 amino acids. The record is from RefSeq and is a predicted model, not a curated record. NCBI's taxonomy places the organism in Eukaryota, Metazoa, Mollusca, Gastropoda, Patellidae. Gene Ontology annotation, biological process: carbohydrate metabolic process. The transcript has 9 exons.
CUACUUUCAAUCCAUAAUAUGUGAUCAUGUCUGUAAUAUGUAAAGGAUUUCUGUUAUUAGUCUUAUUUACUACAAAACUAGAAGCUCUCGACUCCAAGUUUGCAUUUGCAUCUUACUAUGGCGAUCACAUGGUACUACAACGAGGGCCACAAAGAGCCAACGUAUGGGGAUAUGCCUCUGACAUAAAUGUCACAGUUACAGUCAGUAUUGAAGGUGUGGGACAAUACCAAACGUCUGUUGUUGAGGGUCCUUUCCUGGAUCGUGGUGUAUGGAGUAUUAAGCUUCCAGCAGUAUUCCAAGGUGGCCCUUAUGUGCUCACUGCGGAACUGGUCGACGGUAGUUCAAUCACAAUAAAAGAUAUAUUAUUUGGAGAUGUGUGGGUAUGCUCUGGUCAGAGUAAAAUGGAAUUUACAUUAAGAAACGAAUUCAAUGCAUCUUUAGAAUUUGCUGAAGCAAUCAACUACCAGAAUAUUAGAAUAUUCACCGUUAACCAUUCGGAGAGUGGAUAUCAACAGUUCGAGUUUUCAUCUGUUGAAGAAAGGUGGAGUCUACCAAAUAACAAAACAUUGGCAAAUACAGGUUCACCUUCACAAUGGUUUUAUUUUUCUGCCGUAUGUUGGCUAUAUGGUAAACAUCUUUACGAGAAGCUGGGCUAUCCUAUUGGGUUGAUUGAGUCAGCCUGGGGUGGUACUAUGGUAGAAUCCUGGUCAGAUGAUGAAUCAUUGGCUAAAUGUGGACUUAAACCCCCACCCAGAAAUCGCACCUACGUCGGAUUUCCUAAAUAUCCUGCUCUUUUAUGGAAUUCAAUGGUGCACCCAUUUGUUAAUUAUACCAUAUAUGGUGCUAUUUGGUAUCAAGGUGAAGCCAAUGCCGCACCGACAGGUACACCUGCCAUGAUGAACAGGUAUAACUGUACCUUCCCAGCAAUGAUUGAUGGCUGGAGACGUCAGUUCAAUGAAGGAUCAAAUGGUGAAACAAAUGCCAUAUUUCCUUUUGGAUUUGUCCAGCUGGCACCAUGGCGUAAUAACGCUACUAUUACAGUUGGUUUUCCUGAUAUUAGAUGGCAUCAAACAGCAGAUUAUGGAUAUGUUCCAAAUGAAAGAAUGAAGAAUGUAUUUAUGGCUGUAGCCCUAGAUCUACCUGAUUAUACUUCUCCCUUUACUGGAAUUCACCCAAGAGACAAAGAAGAUGUUGGCAAACGGCUUUCACUUGCGGGACUAGGGGUGGCAUAUAAUCACAUCGAUAAUCGUUAUACGGGCCCUUUUCCUACGAAAUUCGAGAUAUUUGUAGCCCAGAAUACCACUCAGAUAACUUAUGAUGACCAACAUUUGGAUAUCCGGUCAAAGGAUGGGUUUGAAGUAUGCUGUCUAGAUGAAUCACCCAGUCGUAUAAAGUGUGCUGACGAUAAUGCUAAGUGGUAUCCUGCACCAAUUAAUGCAAGUGAUAAUUCAUCUGUUACCAUCGGCUAUGGUGGUGUAUGUGGUGUAGCACUGGUCAGCUCGAUACGGUAUGCAUGGCGGGAAUCACCGUGUCCGUUUAAAGCUUGUGCUGUGUAUACCAAAUUGAAUGAUUUACCGGGUCCUCCAUUUAUUGAAGUCAUGCUGGAUCCCAGUGUAUUUGUUUACCACUGAAAUUACAAGUAAUAUUAAAACGAAA